Messenger RNA from Calypte anna (Anna's hummingbird), 3355 nucleotides. RefSeq names its product WD repeat domain 6 (gene WDR6). Gene Ontology annotation, biological process: tRNA methylation. The record is from RefSeq and is a predicted model, not a curated record. Gene Ontology annotation, molecular function: protein binding. Gene Ontology annotation, cellular component: cytoplasm. Bases 1 to 3300 code for a protein of 1099 amino acids. Lineage: Eukaryota; Metazoa; Chordata; Aves; Apodiformes; Trochilidae. The transcript has 6 exons.
AUGGAGUCGGCGGCGCUCGUGGCGCCGGUGACGGCGCUGGAGUUCGCGGGGGACGUGCUGCUGGCGGGUACCGGCCCGGAGGUGGCGGCGUUCCGGUUGAGCGGCGGCGGGUCGCCAGCGGGCCGGCGGAGCGUGCUGCGUGAGGCCAGCGUGCAGGGGCUGAGGGCCGAGCCCGGCACCGGGACAGCGGUGCGGGUUGUGGCCUUCGGCGGGCGCUGGCUGGCGGUGCUGGCGGUGCGGCGGUGCGGUGCGGGCGGCGAGGGGGUGCUGACGGCGUGCGGCGGUGGGGCGGUGCGGGAGCUGGGGGCGUGGGUGUGGGAGGCGCGGUGGGCGGUGGGCGGGCGGCUGGCGCUAGCGCUGGGCGGUGGGACCGUGGGGCUGUACGAGUGGCGGGGCGGCGGGCACUGGCUGCGGUGGGCCGGCUGCGGCGGGGCCGGGGCGCUGCGCUGCGCCGUGCUGGCGGGGACGGGCUGGGAGCGGCUGGCUCUGGCGGCGGGGACGGCGGCGGGGCCUGUGGUGGUGUGGCGGGCGGCAGAGGCGGCGGCCCCGCGACGGCGGCUGCUGGGGCACCGGGGCGCGGUGCUGGCGCUCUGCUACUCGGCGCCGAGGGGGUUGCUGGCCUCCGCCUCCGAGGACCGCAGCGUGCGGCUGUGGGCGGUGGGCGAGCUGGGCGGGGAAGGGAACGGGAACGGGGAGGGCUCCUGCCUGCUGGUAUGUUAUGGGCACGGGGCGCGGGUGGCAGCCGUGGCGUUGCGGGGACCAUGCCUGGUCAGCGCCGGGGAGGACGGAGCCUGCCUGGAGUGGGACGGCGGCGGCGGCGUGCGGCGGGCGCGGCGGGGUCACCACGGAGCUCUGCGCGCCGUGGCCCUGCGCCCCGCCGGCGGCUGCCUCGCCACGGGCGGCGACGACGGCGGCGUCCGGCUCUGGAGGCCCCAACGGGCGGCCCCGGUGGUGGCGGCGGCGCUGGGGGCCCCGGAGCGGGCGCGGGCCGUGCUGCUGGUGGGACCGCGGCAGGUGCUGGUGCUGGGCGAGGCGGGCGGUCUGUCGGCCUACGAGACGGCGACGGAGCGUUGGUUGCCGGUGCUGCCCCCCGCCGCCGUCGGGCCCCGGGGGAUGCUGGCGGCCGCCCCCUUACCCGGCGGGGCUGAGGUCCUCUGCGCCCUGGGCACUGGCGACGGCCGCAUCCUCCUCUUCGCCCUGGGCCGACCCGGGGCCGCCGCCGAGCUGAGGCUGUUCGAGGGGGCCGUGCGUGGGCUGGGCUGGGCCCAACACCCAGGGCUGCCCCCCGCUGCCACCUCCCUCCUGGCCUCUGGGCCUGACGGGGAGGUGCUGUGGCUGGAUGUCACCCACUGUCCCGGCCAGGUGCCCCAGGUGCAGCUCAGGGGACGUUACCAGCUGCCCCCCUGCAAGCAGCGCUGGCACACCUGCGCAGCCUUCCUGCCCCAGGGGGGACUCCUGCUCUGCGGGGACCGCCGGGGCUCCCUCCUCCUCUUCCCUUGCAGCAGCUCCCUGGGGCAGGCUGCAGGAAGCACUGGCAUCUCCAAUGGCAGCCCUGAUCUGGUCAGUGAAGACUCCAGCAGUAACUCAGAGCACUCUUGCUUGCUGCACAAAGAAGUUCUUCCCCUUGAGAGCCCGCUGUCCUUACUCUUCGGGCUCCACGGGAAGACAGGGGUUACCUCAGUGACCUGCCAUGGGGACUACAUUUACAGCACCGGCCGGGACGGUGUGUACCGGCAGCUCCGCCUGCAGGGCCAGCAGCUGGAGGUGCUGCAGAAGCACAGGCCCUGCAAGGGGCUGCAGUGGAUUGAGAAGCUGUGCUUCACCCCAGAUGGGGACCUGCUCGUGCUGGGCUUUCAUGCAGACAACUUUGUGGUCUGGAGCAGCAGGACUAACGAGAACCUCCACUGCAUCCCCUGUGGCGGGGGGCACCGAUCCUGGAGCUACUGCAGCAGCUCCUCAGACGAGGCCUUCGCCUUCAUCAAAUGUGGGGAUGUGAUGCUGUACCACCACGAGGCCAAGCCCUGUGAGCAGCAGGUGCUGCUGCCGUCCCUGCAUGGUCGGGAGAUCUCUUGCGUGAGACGCCUGGGGGCAGUGGGGAUGCCCGGCCACCCUGCCCUUAACGUCUUCAUCACUGGCAGUGAGGACACCAUGGCCUGUGUCCUGGCCCUGAGCGAGGGCUCCCGGGCGGCCAUACCCCUCACCCGGCUCACUGACCACAUCUCCAGUGUCAGGGCGCUGGCACUGGCCCACACUGCAGGACCCAGCGAUGAGGGCUUUGACAAGGGCUUGUCUGCCCUGCUUUUCUCUGCGGGGGGCCGGGCACAGAUCGAGUGCAACCGGGUGGUGUGUGCCAGGGACCCAGCCUCCGAGAGCAGUGUGGCCUGCCAGGUCAUCCAUGUGGCCUCACACCGGCUGGAUGAGCACUGGGAGCGGAAGAAGAACAGGCACAAGCUUGUCAAGAUGGAUCCAGAGACAAGGUACAUGUCUCUCUCAGUCAUGCCUGAUACUAGCUCUGAGCAGCUGCCAACGCCCUGGAAGUUCCUGGCUGCUGCCUGCAGUGAUGGAUCAGUCCGGGUCUUUGGGCUGCUGGAGGCUGCCCAGAAGCUAGUCCUGGUCGCUGAGUCGUUUCACCAUGAGCGCUGUGUGCUGAAGGUGGAGGCAUUCCUGCACACGCAGGCAGGAGGGGAGAGGAGGCACCUCCUGUGCAGUGCAGCCACUGAUGGCAGCGUCGCCUUCUGGGACAUCACCAGCCCCAUCGCGGAGGCAACGACUGCCCUGCACCGAGCGGAGGGAGAGCUCCAGCCCCUGGCCCUAGGCUCCCCGUUGCUCACCAUCAUGGCCCACAGCUGUGGUGUGAACAGCCUCCACAUCCACAUGACGCUGGAGGGACAGUACCUGGUGGCCAGUGGCAGUGAUGAUGGCUCCAUUCACAUCUGCCUGCUGAAGGUGACCCUGAGUGGGGGUGAGGUGACAACAGGAACCUGCAUGCAUGUCCUGCAGCGGGUGGCCAAGCCCUGCGCCCAUGCCGCCCACGUCACGGGCAUACGGGUGCUGCGACCGGACCUGCUGCUCUCUGCCUCAGUGGACCAGCGCCUGACACUGUGGCACCACAGCCCGGGCAGGCUGGACCCCCUCAGCACCACCUUCUUCCAUGUGCCUGACUUGGCUGAGCUGGACUGCUGGGAGGUGGUAGAUGCUGGGGGGAUGCUGCGGUACUGCUGUGUGCUCUGUGGGUAUGGCCUGGAGAUGCUGCAUGGCAUAGCCCCCCCCAAGUCCCCUCUGCCAGAGGCUCCCUUGUGACAGGGCAGGCUUGUGGUGCUCCCCUGGGAAGGGCACCCUGGACUUGUGUUCUGCC